Messenger RNA from Apus apus (common swift), 2903 nucleotides. It is a transcript of the gene ONECUT3, whose product is annotated as one cut homeobox 3. The transcript has 2 exons. Bases 1 to 1323 code for a protein of 440 amino acids. Gene Ontology annotation, molecular function: DNA-binding transcription factor activity, RNA polymerase II-specific; RNA polymerase II cis-regulatory region sequence-specific DNA binding. Gene Ontology annotation, biological process: regulation of transcription by RNA polymerase II. The record is from RefSeq and is a predicted model, not a curated record. Gene Ontology annotation, cellular component: nucleus. Lineage: Eukaryota; Metazoa; Chordata; Aves; Apodiformes; Apodidae.
AUGGAGCUGGCGAUGGAGAACCUGGGCAGCCUGCACGGCGUCCCGCACUCGCAGCCCGCCGAGCUGCUGAGCCCGGCGCACGGGCGGCAAGGCUCGCACCGCAACCUGGUCCCGCACGGCCGGCCCGCGAUGGUCUCGGGCAUGGCCUCCAUCCUGGAGGGGGGAGACUACCGCGCCGAGCACAGCCUGGCCGCCCCGCUGCACCCCGCCAUGAGCAUGUCCUGCGAGUCACCCUCCGGCAUGAGCCUGAGCAGCACCUACACCACGCUGACCCCCCUGCAGCACCUGCCGCCCAUCUCCACCGUCUCGGAGAAGUUCCACCACCCGCACCACCACCACCAUCACCACCACCCGCACCAGCGUCUGGCCGGCAACGUGAGCGGCAGCUUCACCCUCAUGCGCGACGAGCGGAGCUUGGCCUCCAUGGGCAACAUCUACAGCCACUAUCCCAAGGACAUGCCGGCCAUGGGACAGCCCCUCUCGCCCCUGCCCAACGGGCUGGGCAGCCUGCACAACGCCCAGCAGCCCCUGGCCCCCUACGGUCCGGGGGGCCACCUGCCCAACGAGAAGAUGCUCUCGCCCAACGGCUUCGACUCUCACGCCGCGAUGUUGUCCCGGGGCGAGGAGCACCUGGCGCGGGGGCUGGCGGCCCCCAGCUCGGCCAUGAUGCCACCGCUCAACGGGAUGCACCCGCACGGGCACCCGCACGCCCAGCCCGGUGGAUCCCUCCUGGGCGAACGGGAGCGUCAGGCCUCGGCCACCGGUUCCCAGCCCGGCGGCUCCGGGCAGGUGGAGGAGAUCAACACCAAGGAGGUGGCUCAGCGGAUCACGGCCGAGCUGAAGCGUUACAGCAUCCCGCAAGCGAUCUUCGCUCAGAGGAUCUUGUGCCGCUCCCAGGGGACACUCUCGGACCUGCUGCGGAACCCCAAGCCCUGGAGUAAGCUCAAAUCGGGCCGGGAGACUUUCCGGAGGAUGUGGAAAUGGUUGCAGGAGCCGGAAUUUCAGAGGAUGUCGGCGCUCAGGCUGGCAGCUUGCAAACGCAAGGAGCAAGAGCAGCAGAAAGACAGGAGCCUGCAGCCCAAGAAGCAGAGGCUGGUCUUCACGGACCUGCAGCGCCGCACCCUGAUCGCCAUCUUCAAGGAGAACAAGCGCCCGUCCAAGGAGAUGCAGAUGACCAUCUCACAGCAGCUGGGCUUGGAGCUCAACACCGUCAGCAACUUCUUCAUGAACGCCCGCCGGCGGUGUAUGAACCGCUGGCAGGAGGAACCAGGCACCAACCCUGGAGUCCCUUCUUCUUCUACAAGCACUUUCUCCAAAGCAUGAUGUCCCCCAGCCCUCCCUGCCCCUUCCCAGACAUCCUCCUCACGACAAAGCCAACCCCAAGACUCACACUCAUGCCCCAAGCCAACCGGGGUGGGUGUUUUUGGAUGCUGUGGGUCCAUCAGCCUCCCAAACCCUCAGCUGGGUGUCACCCUAGGACAUGGGCCUUGUGCCAUGUCUUGCUGCCACGUCCUCCCAGCUCCUGGAGCAGGGAUGGGGUUUGCAGCCAGGUCAGCUGUGUCCCCGGGAGGGCUUGGAGGAAACCCCUGUGGAGCAAGGGGUGAGGUGGGAUGGAGGGAGAGGACGAGAUGCUGUUUGGAAGCAUCUCUGGUCUUUGGGGAUCAUAGAACCUUGUCUUCACCUGCCCACCAGGUUCUCUGGGGAGAGGGGCACCCCCUGAGCCCCCCAGUCUCGAUCUCUGCCUUAUGGCUCCCACGGUGGAGGGGUGAAGCUGAGGGAGAUACAAGAAGUGGAGUCAUGGGGCUGGACUCUGGCACAAUCCCACCAAAUCCCUCCCUCCCCGUGUGCUGGAUGGUGACCCCAGGCUCCUGCCAGAUCUCUGGCAGCUGAAGCUUUUUCCCCCUCCCUGAGUUGCCUCCCUGAGGGGCUCCCCAGGACAACCAGCCCCUCUCUGCCAUUGCCACGCGGGGCCUUUCUCUCCCUCCAAGGUUUGAAAACCUGGUCGAGGACAUCCCUGAAGCCCCAGUCUCCUCCAUGGGCAUCUUCCUCUGACCUCCCCCUCCCCAGGCACCCCCAAGAGCACCCACACUCCCCAGCCCUCCACAUACCCCAUCCCACCAGAGGACCCAUCAUCCCUGGAUCCUUCCCAAAAGAAACUCCACAAAGGCAAAGGAGACGUCGCCCCAGCACCCCCGGCCCCGGGGCAGGAGCGUCGCCCGGCGCCCAAGCAGGUCAAAGAAGCACAUUUUAAGCUACAGAAAUCGGGUAUUUAAAAAAAAAGAAUCAUUGUUUGAAAGGAGAUGGGAGGAGAGACUUGGAGAGAAGGAUCUGAUCUUUCCUGGUGACUGGCUCCACCAUUCACCGCUGGAUUUCUGGUUCGCUUUUCGGUUGAGGAACAGACUUGGACAAAGCAGAUUUGUUGGCUUUGUUGUCUCGCCCCAUCCACCCCUCGACCCACACACUCUUGCCCCCUCCCAUCCCACCUCUCCCUUCUUCAUCUCUGUUACCAAAGAAAUGACAAAAACCAAAAAAAAGAAAAAACAACCCAACGACAAGAGGAAAAACAUCAUUCCCUCCUGGCAACCGACGCCGGUGUUGGGUGGGAAAAGGAAAAUCCGAGGGAUCUGGUGGAGAAAUCCAGCCCUGGGUGUGAGAAGGAGGAAAACUUCCCGAUGAGAUCGACAGGGAAAAGAACCCAAACAAACCCAAACAAAAACCCAAACAAACCCAAAAACCAACCCAAACAAAAGGAAUACCAAGAGAAACCACAACCCAACAAGCUCAGCGCAAGGACCGGCAACUUACCAAAAAGAGGCCAGAUGUUGUGUUUUAUUUUGAUUUUUGCUUCUUUCUUUUUUUUUUUUUUUUUUGUGCCAAUUAAACAACCUGCCUUAAAACGUGAA